GAGAGAACUGAUAUAGUGAAUGCAGGGUUUAGGGAGAGUGGAUAUAGUCUAAGCAGGGUCCGGGGAGAGCGGAUAUAGUGAAUGCGGGGUCCGGGGAGAGCGGAUAUAGUGAAUGCGGGGUCCGGGGAGACCGGAUAUAGUGAAUGCGGGGUCCGGGAGACCGGAUAUAGUGAAUGCAGGGUCCAGGGAGAGCGGAUAUAGUGAAUGCAGGGUCUGGGGAGAGCGGAUAUAGUGAAUGCAGGGUCCAGGGAGAGCGGAUAUAGUGAAUGCAGGGUCCUGGGAGA
This is a messenger RNA of Staurois parvus, 284 nucleotides long. The record is from the annotation of a GenBank genome assembly. Lineage: Eukaryota; Metazoa; Chordata; Amphibia; Anura; Ranidae.